Messenger RNA from Quercus robur (English oak), 1885 nucleotides. Its product is annotated as FBD-associated F-box protein At1g66310-like. The record is from RefSeq and is a predicted model, not a curated record. Gene Ontology annotation, molecular function: protein binding. The transcript has 5 exons. NCBI's taxonomy places the organism in Eukaryota, Viridiplantae, Streptophyta, Magnoliopsida, Fagales, Fagaceae. Bases 187 to 1599 code for a protein of 470 amino acids.
AAAAAAAAGGGAUUCAAGAAUCAAAUCCCUAGCUUUGAGUCCGAGAGAGAGAGAGAGAGAGAGAGAGAGCGACUGAGUUCACCAGCGGCGAGGAACCUCGCGGCCCCUGCUCUCUGUGCACAUUACAAAGCCAAGCCUGAGAGGCCAACAAAAGCGACGAUCUUACAUGAGAAUUGAGACUCUUUGAUGGCCGAAUCGAAGACAAAAUCCCAGAAACGCUCUCCCAAAAAAGACACAUGGGUCGAUAGGAUCAGCGAUCUACCAGAAUCUCUUAUUUGCCACAUCCUUUCAUUUCUUCCAAUUCAAGAGGUAGUAGCCACAAGCAUUUUGUCAAGCAGAUGGCAACACCUUUGGACUCUCUUCUCGAGACUCGACCUCGACAGUAAAACAAUCGGCGAUUCAUUGUCAUGCGGCCAAGUUCGGUGCAAACCCUUCAGCUUUGGACACAUUGUGUCCACACUUUUGACUCUACACAGAGCACCUUACCUACGAACUCUUCGCCUCAAAUGCUUCUUGUGUCGUAACUGUUCUCGUCUUGAUAAAUGGAUUGGCAAUGUCGUUGAGCGUAAUUUGGAAGAACUUGAUCUCCAGAUUUAUGGUGAUUUUUUGUUUUGGAAAUUGCCUCAGAGCAUUUUCUCUUGCAAGACGUUAGUAGUUUUGAAUUUAUAUGGCGCAAUUGUGCUUGAUCCUCCUCCAUCAUUUCAAUUCCCAAUCCUAAAGAUACUCCGUCUUGUACAUAUUGUUUAUAGACCUGACUCUGUUUUUAGGCUCCUCUCUGGCUGCCCGGUUCUCGAAGAUUUGUCAUUUCAAAGACAAGCUUUGAAGGCUGUGUUCAAACAUAAAAUAUGUGCUUCUACUUUGAAACGUUUAAGUAUAACUUUUGGCCAACAUGACUUCGAUGGAUCUGCUUUUGGUUCUCUUGAUUACAAACUGGAGAUAAACGCCCCAGCUCUGGAGUACUUUAAGUUUGAAGGUCAUCUGCGUGACAUUGUUUUCCUUCACAAACUAGACAGCUUAGUUCAGGCUGAUGUUUAUAUUAGUAGUUUUGAGGCUCCUACAUUUGGGAUAGAUUGGCAUUGGGAUUGGGAAGAUGAUAGACAUCGCGAUAAAUGUUGUGCAGAUAGGGUAUUCAACUUUCUUGCCGCACUCUAUAAUGUCAAACUCCUCUCAUUUUCCUCUAGUAGCUUACAGUGUCUCAGCUAUGGUUCUGCUUGCCUUUCCCAGUUCCAAAAUUUGGUCCAAUUGGACUUCAAAGUGUAUGCUUGGACAUGGCACAUGCUACAAGCCUUGCUCCAAAAUGCUCCUAAUCUAGAAGUUCUUUUUGUUACUCAUAAGAGUCAUGGUUACCUUAAACACAAAGUAUGCUGGAAGGAGCCACCAGAUGAUCCUAAUAAUUUGACAUCUUGCCUUACUAGUUUCUGGUAUAAAGGAUUUGGUUUCAAACAUGAACUGGAAUUUGUAAAAUAUAUUCUAAAGGAGGCAAGAGUGUUGAAGAAAGCAACAAUUCAUGUUCGUGAUGGAAAGUUAAAGGGAAGCAUUGUCAAGAAAAUAUCUAGGUUCCCAAGGUGCUCAAUGACAUGUCUUCUUACAGUCAAUUGAGGGCUUAGCUAUAGUAAGAUUCACUUCUUGGUGUAGAUGAGAUGAUAAAGGAGAAUCUCAAAGGUACAUCUCUCUUUUUCUUUUUUUUGGUAAAUAAAGUGUAUCUUCUUUUGUGCUCAUGCGUUAUUGUUUCUUGUAUUUAUUAAAUAGUUGCAACUCCUUUGUUUAUUAAUCAACUUCUGGAUUCUUGGUGGAAAUUUGAUGGUGAGCCAUGUUUAAUUUUUGAAUUCAUCUUUACAAAUGGUAUUAAGUAGUCACGAGGACCCAUUUUUGGGCUGUUUAAAUA